Messenger RNA from Gossypium arboreum, 1215 nucleotides. RefSeq lists its product as uncharacterized. NCBI's taxonomy places the organism in Eukaryota, Viridiplantae, Streptophyta, Magnoliopsida, Malvales, Malvaceae. The record is from RefSeq and is a predicted model, not a curated record. Bases 156 to 950 code for a protein of 264 amino acids. The transcript is spliced from 3 exons.
CGGAAAUUACAGGUCUGAAUUCUAAAUUUGACCGAAAGGGAUAAAUAAACGCUGCCCUUCUUUCGAAUUUUUCUUUCAGGAGUUGUCUCUUAAUCUCCACCUCCACCAUUUUUUUCCUUUUUAAAUCUUUAUUUGGUUGGAUAAGCAAUAAGAUUAUGAGAAUUCGAAAGAACAAGAAGCUAUCGUGGUUGAUAUAUCCGCAAGGUUCAAGGGCUGAGAGUGUUCUCGUUUGCCGGCUGAACCAGUCACCAUGGGAUGUGAAUCCUUUACCUCAACAACCGUACUCUUCAUAUCUCCACCACCGAUUAGAAUACGAAGAUAGUUUUAACGGAAAUGGGGGCAUUGGCGAUUCUGUCGGUGCUGUUGAGAGCGAGGCUACGAUGGUGGGGAGUAAAGAGCAAGCGAUUAUGAAAGUGGGAGGCAUGAUUAUCGAUGAUAAUGGCGAUAACGAUGAGGUUAAAACAGCCAAGAAGACCCAAUGCCAAGAAGAGGAGGCUUUGCUGCAAUCUUCCAACAACAACAGCAGUAGCAGCAGCGAUAGCGGAAACAAUAUGAUUCCCACAUCGUUGACCAGCAAGAAAGCCGAUAAUCAGUUGACUAGGAGCCGCCGUGGAUCACGAGCCCGAACAUCCAGGAGAGGUGGCUCAUCAUCGGCAUCGAACCUGAAUGAUUUCUACUAUUAUUCUGGGUUUGGGCCGUCGUGGGGAAAAAGGAGACACGGCGGUGAUAAAGAAAGCGAAAUUAGCAAGAAUCUCGUAGAGGUUGCAAACAACGACACUGUUACCACUGCCCAAAACAAUUCGACGCUGUCGUCUUCUUCACAAAUCGAUGACAAUGAGGAAUUUGAUUAUGUCGAGGAGGAGCAGGAAGAGGAUGACGAAAAUGAAUAUAGUGGCGAGAAACGAACGAGAAAGCCCAUUAAAGCAAGAUCGUUAAAGUCACUAAUGUGAAAAAAAAAAGGUGUGGGUUGUUUCAACUUAGCUGAAAUGAUUGUGUUUUUUCGUUGAUUUUAUGGUAAUUGUCUUUUAGAUUUUGACUAAUUUUAAUUUCUUGGCUAAUUUGCUCGUGAGUCGAGUGAACGACCAAUCUGGAUACCUUAGUUAAUAUCUGAAAGGGGUAGGGUUUUUUUUGUAAUUCCAUCAUAUUAUAUCCUUUUCGGUCUGUAUUUUGCUGCGAUGAUAUUUUAUAGAUGGGGACGAAAAUCUUUGCUCAAAA